This is a messenger RNA of Gavialis gangeticus (Gharial), 4025 nucleotides long. RefSeq names its product non imprinted in Prader-Willi/Angelman syndrome 1 (gene NIPA1). Gene Ontology annotation, molecular function: magnesium ion transmembrane transporter activity. The record is from RefSeq and is a predicted model, not a curated record. Lineage: Eukaryota; Metazoa; Chordata; Crocodylia; Gavialidae. Gene Ontology annotation, cellular component: membrane. The transcript is spliced from 5 exons. Bases 51 to 1202 code for a protein of 383 amino acids. Gene Ontology annotation, biological process: magnesium ion transport.
AGGGGGGCCGCUGACGUCACAAUGCCGCCCCGCCAGGCGGCACGGCGCCGAUGUGGCGCUGCCGCCAGCAGGGGCCGCGGCUGCAGCCGGCCUGGGGGGAGGAGGAGGAGGAGCUACUGCAGCGGCGCCGCUGCCGGUGCCAGAGGGCGCCAGGCUCCUGCCAGCACCAGCACCAGGACCAGGACCUGCAGCGCGGGGGGGAGCGUGCGGCUCCGGGCGGCUCCCGCAUCACCCGCCGGUGCAGGAAGAUGGCGGGGGGGGAGAGCGGCCCGCAGAGCCCCGGCCCCGCCGCCGUGUCGCUGGGCUUGAGCGUGGCCGUGGUGUCCAGCCUGGUGAACGGCUCCACCUUCGUGCUGCAGAAGAAGGGGAUCGUGCGGGCCAGAGGACGAGGUACAUCAUAUUUAACAGAUAUAGUAUGGUGGUCUGGCACUAUUGCAAUGGCUCUUGGUCAAAUAGGGAAUUUCUUGGCCUACACUGCAGUUCCUACUGUAUUAGUGACUCCGCUAGGAGCUCUUGGUGUUCCAUUUGGUUCCAUUUUAGCUUCUUACUUACUGAAAGAAAAGCUCAACAUUCUUGGCAAGCUGGGAUGUCUGCUGAGCUGUGCUGGUUCUGUUGUUCUCAUAAUCCAUUCUCCAAAAUCUGAGAGUGUAACAACUCAGGCUGAGCUUGAGGAAAAACUUACAAAUCCAGUGUUCGUGGGCUACCUCUGCAUAGUACUUGUCAUGCUCCUACUGCUUAUCUUCUGGAUAGCACCAGCUCAUGGACCCACUAAUAUUAUGGUUUACAUCAGUAUUUGUUCCCUAUUGGGCAGUUUUACUGUGCCCAGCACGAAAGGCAUUGGGUUGGCUGCUCAAGAUAUCUUUCACAAUAAUCCAUCAAGUCAAAGAGCCUUGUAUCUCUGUUUGGUUCUCUUGGCAGUACUAGGAUGUAGCAUCAUCAUUCAGUUCAGAUACAUCAAUAAGGCACUGGAAUGUUUUGACUCCUCUGUGUUUGGUGCCAUCUACUACGUCGUGUUCACCACUUUAGUCCUGCUGGCCUCAGCCAUCCUUUUCAGGGAGUGGAGUAAUGUGGGAGUAGUAGAUUUCUUGGGGAUGGCCUGUGGAUUCACUACAGUAUCUAUUGGAAUUGUUCUUAUACAAGUCUUCAAGGAGUUCAACUUCAGUAUUGGGGAUUUGAAUAAACCUAACAUGAAGACAGAUUAAAAUCUGAUUUGAGAGGACUGGAUGGCUCAGGGAAUGAUAGAAAGCCUUUCAUUUCUAGGUCACUGGUUCAAAUACGGUACAUGUUGGCAUAUGUUACCAUUUAAUACUUUGGCCUAUGUGAAAUGAGUGGGUGGCCUCCAUCCAGUUUCUCCUGGACUGUUUGCAUACCCCAAAAUCACUGUAAAAAGUGGCAUUAAUUAGUAUCAUUGCUAACCAUCUCAGUAGAAAGGCUAAGGAUUGAAUCGGCAUAGAGACUGUUGUGUUUUCUCAUCUUAAAAGGUGGUCCAUCUAGAAAAGAUUUGAGGACAUUCUGGCAGGCCUCAGUGGGAGAGCUUACAUUAUGAUUGCCUGUGAUGUGCUGGUUCUGUAGAUAGAAAACAUCAGUUUCUAAUGCACUCAAUCUGGCACCUUUCAGGAGUGAUAUUUCCCCUUAAAAAAAAAAUGAAGCGAUUGACAAUUCUGUCAAUCUCCUUAGUAUAGCAGUGUGUUCACUGUCCAGGCUGUGAAUUUUAAACAAAUGCUGAUUGAACUGUGGGCUGUAGGUUUGUUCUUCUUACUGUAACUUGCCUCUGCAAUUUGGACUGACAUUGGGUUGAAGACACUGGGGAAUUCUAAAUUAAAUCCUCAAUACAGAUCAGUGCAUUUAACCCUUAAAAUUCUCCACUAAUGAUUUACUAGAUGAUGCUAGCAUCCAGAUUACAGGUAUGCAUUUUUAUUCAUAACUUUUUUUAAGUGCACUAAGACGUACAGCAUUUAUCCAAGAGCUGGUAAUAAUUAAAGGACAGGAAGAGUAUGAAGAAUGUGAAAGUGGUGUCCAGACUUUCUGCAUACAUGGUGGAUUAUAUGUAAACAGCUCAGAACAACUUCAGUGCCUUUGUAAUCUAAUGUUAUUAUUUAAUUUAAAUGUAUGUGUAUCUGACACCUAUACAAGUUAGAACAAUUCAGUUUCAUUGUCUGUAAUAUGUAGCUGUGUACAAAUUAUAAACAUGUCAGGAGCCAACAAGAGCAGCGUGUUUCUACACUGGUUUGCAAAUCUGAAGUUAUUCCAAGGUGCUUUGGUAGCUUCUGCAUUUAUGUACGUUUAAUAAGGAGAGGUCUUUUUACAGUAGUUCAACAGUGCAAAUUCCAGUUACUUAACUGAACUUUAGAAACUAUCAUAAAGUAGCUCAAUUGACAAGAUUUCUUCCGAACAGUACUGAAUAAAUGGAGCUAUAUAUAGCUAGUUUGCCUAUUAACAGAUCAGCCUGUGAACUGGCGCACUCAUGAGCAAAGAAGAUUGUGUGGUUAUUUUGCAGGGACAGGGAGAAGGGUUGCAGGGUGUGAAAACAGCAAGACAAGGUUCCAGUAAAUCUGUAUGCAAACAUUCAUAUCCAGUAUUUCAGAAAUGUAGGUGCUAGCCCAGCAAUAGCAUCUAAAGGGCUGGUACAAGUUGCUCAAGUGAUGCUCGGAAUGAUUCUGAACAGAUUAGUUUAGAUCACCUGGGUUACAGGAUACUCCCUUGAAGAAAAACAGGAAUUUUUCAAUUUCAAUAGCAGUAUUUAGAAGGGUGUCUCAGUUUUUGCCCUCAGUUUCCGUAGCAUUUUAAUUUGUCAUUAUCUAUGUAAUGGUGUCACAAAGGCAUACAAAAGGCUUGAAAAUGAAGGAGGGAGUUCUUUUAUCUUAAGAUAGGCAGUAAGGCUAGAUUUGGAAGCGUAUAACAGAACUGAACAUCUGUCCAUACGGAGUCUCUUGCAAGGCAAAACAGGUGUUCGCUCAUCAGUAUUCGAGAAGAUUCCAGCAGUAACUUUUUAACAAGAAACCAAGAAUAGUAUUCUGUAUGGAACUGUAUGGGCAAGCUAUAGAUAAUACAAAUCUUGGUUAUUAGGGGAAUAACUGUUGUCAACUCUUGUGACCGUUUUUUUUAAAUUAAAAGUUAUGAUAAUUGUUUUCUUCAAAAAACAAGAUCCUCUUAUUAUGUGACAUCUUGAGAAUCUCCACUUUGAUUUAGAAAUAUAAAGAAGUUGCUAGUCCUUAUGAAGCAUGAACAUGUGACCUCAAUAAACCACAAAGGCACAAAAAUCUGAAAACUGAAUUCCAAAAGAAUUAUUUUUAAGCCAGUGUCACGACUUUGGGUAGCCUGGUGCAUGAUUUUUUACAUGUCUGGGUUGAUAAUGCCAGUGUUGAAUCCAAGUGACUCUUUUGGUGUAUAAUGGAAAGGUCAGACAAUUUUAUAACCAGAAAUUCCAGUUAUGUUGAUUUGAACAUGAGAAAUAAUAGAAAUAUAUCUUAUAAUAUUUGGCCAACACAGAAAACAGAACAUCAACAAACAGAAGACCAUCUUUGUGCAUUUAGAACCCGUUUAUAAGGGGGGAUUCUUGCUUUCCAGGGAGGAUUAUAAUCCUGUACGAGGAAAUAUUAAGUCUGUCAAAUUUGAAUAAAAAUGUAAGAAGAGAUCUCAGCUACAUGGUAUCAGUUGUGACAAGAUAUCUUUGUGACUGAAGAGCGAUCAUACUUUGUGGAAGUAGUUCCAUUUUGACUGCUUGAAACCGGGAUCCUAACAAAAUAGAUGUGUGGUAAUUCACUUAUUCAAAUCAUGAAAAUUCUUGGAAGCAGUCAAAACAUCUUUUCAAAAGAUUUGGUAUCAGGCUUUAAGUUCUGUGGACUUCAAUUCACGUAAUUCCUUAGGUCAAAGUGAAAAUGACCGUCAUCUCAUUGUAGAUUUUAUUAGGCUAUAUACAUAUGUAUGUAUUUAUUUAUUUCUAUUCGCUAAUUAUUUAUUUUUACAUAAGAAGAAAGUGCCUAUGCUAGGUGCUUAUGCACAUAUUAAAGUGAUAGUCUAAAAAA